AUGGAAAUGGAGCCUAAACGUAUGAAAGUAGCUGAACCGGGACCUUCAUUUGUGAGUUUAACAAAGUCCCAAAAGCUCCCUUGUAUUACAUAUAUAAAUAAUAUAGCAGAAAGAAACAAAUUAACAUACAAACGGGUAUGUAACGAAAUAGACCGAAGUCGAGAUGAUGCCGUGGGAUGCGAACUAGGCACGAUGGCUGGGGCUAUAGCUUAUGGUUCAACGGUCAACUUCCGGAUCAAUCUGCUUCGAGCUGGAGCAGAAAGCAGGCUGGGAAUGGUCAGUGAGAAGACAGGUAAGCUGAACAAAAGAUUUUACCGGCGGCCAGCAACAAAGAAACCGUCCCACGAGUGA
Messenger RNA from Pelobates cultripes (western spadefoot toad), 351 nucleotides. The record is from the annotation of a GenBank genome assembly. Lineage: Eukaryota; Metazoa; Chordata; Amphibia; Anura; Pelobatidae.